AUGGCGAUCCGAGCCUCGCGUGGAGUCCGAUUUCACGAUAUUCGUGGUGACAAGUCGGGUCAAUCCCUUUUGGACAUGCUCAAGGACUCGUUGAAUCCAACUGACGCAUCCCCACCUACCUUUCCAACAUUGCUUUUAUAUGAUGAAAAGGGUCUCAAGCUCUUUGAGGACAUAACGUACCUUGACGAAUACUAUCUCACCAAUGCCGAAAUCCAGACUCUAGAAACACAUGCAAAUGCGAUUGUCGAAAGGAUCACAAACGAUGCUCAAUUGGUGGAACUCGGUAGCGGCAAUCUCCGAAAAAUCAACAUCUUGUUGAAAGCAUUUGAAGCAGCCCAAAAGCAUGUCGACUAUUACGCUCUUGACUUGUCUCUGCCCGAGCUUCAGCGCACCUUUGCCGAGUUAGAUACCGGGGCUUACCAAUACGUCUCUUUCAAUGCAUUGCAUGGGACGUACGAUGAUGCACUUGACUGGCUCAAGACCACUGGUAACCAAGGCAAAGCGACAUGUCUGGUCACCAUGGGCUCCUCCCUUGGCAACUUCUCGCGAGAAAGUGCAUCAAAAUUUCUUGCCAAUUUCAGGAAUGUGUUGCAAUCAUCAGAUUUGAUCCUCGUGGCACUCGACGCAUGUCAGCAACCUCAACGUGUCUUCAACGCCUAUAAUGAUUCUCAGGCUGUCACUGAGCAAUUUUACCGCAACGGUCUUGACCAUGCAAAUUCUCUUCUCGGAUAUGAAGCAUUCAAGCAAGGUGAAUGGCGACCCGAGGGUCGUUAUGACGAAAAGCUGGACCGACAUCAUGCAUCAUAUAUCCCACUGGUUGAUGUGGUCACCAAGGAUUUCUCAUUCAAGAAGGGAGAAAGAAUCGCUCUUGAAGAUGCCUUCAAAUACAACUCGACGCAAAGCGAUCUGCUAUGGCAUGAAAGUGGCCUUGUGCCUCAGAUGUCCUAUGCCAAUGAUGCGGGAGAUUAUUUUGUCCAUUUACUUUCCCCAGCCAUCAUUGACUUCCCAGUCAACCCAGGAGAAUAUACCUCUAGUCCAGUGCCUUCCUUGGUUGACUGGCAGCAUCUAUGGUCGGCAUGGGACAUUGUCACCAAGUCCAUGACUCCGAGAGAGGAACUUCUAAACAAGCCCAUCAAGCUGCGGAACGAUUUAAUCUUCUAUCUUGGACAUAUACCCACUUUUGCAGAUAUUCACGUUACGAAAGCUAUUGGUGGGCUUCCCACCAAGCCAGCGUACUUCUGGUCAAUAUUCGAGCGUGGUAUCGAUCCUGAUGUGGAUGAUCCUACACAUUGUCAUGACCAUAGCGAGAUCCCCGAUAGUUGGCCACCACUCCCAGAAGUCUUAGAGCAUGCCGCGCGUGUUCGAUCACGAAUCACCGAAAGCAUUAAUUCUGGCCUGGCGUCCAAAGACCGAAAGCUUGGUCGUAGCCUCUGGCUUGCUUAUGAACAUGAGGCCAUGCAUCUGGAAACAUUCCUCUACAUGCUUAUUCAAAGUGAGCGGAUAUUGCCACCUCCCGGGACUGAUCGACCAGACUUCAAGAAAUUGGCCGAACAAGCUCGCAUAAUUCGAGUCGAGAAUCAAUGGCAUCGAAUUCCUGCACAAAAGAUUACAAUUGGGUUGGAUGAUGCGGAGAACAAUGAUGGACCUGACAGAUAUUUUGGCUGGGACAAUGAACGUCCAUCGCGCGAAGUCUCUGUAAAGGCCUUCGAGGCUCAAAGUCGACCCAUUAGCAUUGGCGAAUAUGCUCGCUUUUUAGAGGCGACUCAUGCAAACAGUGUGCCUGCGUCCUGGGUCUCUGGAUAUACGGAUUCCGCGCAGACGAUUGGCGUCAAUGGCUCGAGCAAUGGAGUAAAUGGACUGUCUACGGUGGCCUCUCCUGGCUAUCUUGAAGAUAAAGCCAUCCGCACCGUGUAUGGCCUGGUGCCUUUGAAAUAUACAUUGGAUUGGCCGGUAAUGGCUUCUUAUGACGAGCUGGCUGCAUUUGCCAGAUGGUCCAAUGGCCGAAUCCCCACCUUGGAGGAAGCUCGCAGCAUCUAUAGCUAUGUUGACUCCACAAAAUCAGCUUUGGAGCAAAAUCCUAGCAAGUUGAUCUCUGCUGUGAACGGACACCUCUCCAACGACGGAGUAGAGGAGACACCGCCAUCCAACCCUUUGUCUCACGUCACUGCCGUUAACGGCAGUGCAUCAAAACCCGACCCGAACAGCCUGUUCAUUCCACUCCACGACCAUGCCGUGGCCUUCAAGACCUGGCAUCCAGAACCUGUGACGGGGAGCACGCGUCUCCGUGGUCAAAGUGAUACUGGAGGCUUAUGGGAAUGGACAAGUACCCCACUCGCAGCACACGAGGGCUUUAAAGCCAUGGAUCUCUAUCCUGGUUACACCGCCGACUUCUUCGAUGACAAGCAUAAUGUUUGUCUUGGUGGGUCCUGGGCCACUGUUCCCCGAAUUGCUGGUCGAAAGUCCUUCGUCAACUGGUAUCAGCGAAACUACCCGUAUGUCUGGUGCACGGCAAGACUGGUCAGAGAUGUGCAGGCCUAG
Molecule: messenger RNA, 2538 nt
Organism: Exophiala bonariae
Lineage: Eukaryota; Fungi; Ascomycota; Eurotiomycetes; Chaetothyriales; Herpotrichiellaceae
Exons: 7
Coding region: 1-2538 (845 amino acids)
Source: RefSeq, a predicted model, not a curated record